ACAUGGCAACCCACGCAGUUUGCUCGCCGCGCUUUAGAAUCCCCACGCACUCUCCCUGAAGAAAGAACAAACAAAUCAAGCAUUCCAUAGUUCUUAGAUAGGGCACGCUUCUCUCCCUUGCGCCGCCUCACAAAAGGUUAUUGGCCUAUUAUUGUCUGAAGAUGGUUGAUGGCCAUGAGACUGAUAAGAACAUUGAGGUGUGGAAAAUCAAGAAAUUGAUCAAAGCUCUUGAGGCUGCUAGAGGAAAUGGGACAAGUAUGAUUUCCCUUAUCAUGCCUCCACGUGAUCAAAUAUCUCGUGUCACUAAGAUGCUUGGUGAUGAGUUUGGAACUGCAUCAAACAUCAAAAGCAGGGUGAAUCGACAGUCAGUUCUUGGUGCAAUCACUUCUGCUCAGCAGAGGCUUAAACUCUAUAACAAGGUUCCUCCAAAUGGUCUUGUUCUGUAUACUGGCACAAUUGUGACUGAUGAUGGGAAGGAAAAGAAGGUGACUAUUGAUUUUGAGCCUUUCAGACCUAUUAAUGCAUCCCUUUAUCUUUGUGACAAUAAGUUUCACACUGAAGCUUUGAAUGAGCUCCUUGAGUCUGAUGACAAGUUUGGAUUUAUUGUCAUGGAUGGCAACGGUACUUUGUUUGGGACAUUGAGUGGUAAUACAAGAGAGGUGCUUCAUAAAUUCAGUGUGGAUCUCCCAAAGAAACAUGGAAGAGGAGGGCAAUCUGCUCUGCGUUUUGCCCGUCUUCGCAUGGAGAAGCGUCAUAACUAUGUGCGGAAGACGGCCGAGCUUGCUACCCAGUUCUAUAUCAAUCCUGCUACCAGCCAACCCAAUGUUUCUGGAUUAAUACUGGCUGGUUCAGCUGAUUUCAAGACUGAACUUAGUCAGUCAGAUAUGUUUGAUCCUCGACUUCAGGCAAAAAUACUCAAUGUUGUUGAUGUCUCCUACGGAGGCGAGAAUGGGUUUAAUCAGGCUAUUGAACUCUCUGCUGAAAUUCUGUCCAAUGUGAAGUUUAUCCAGGAGAAGCGAUUGAUUGGAAAAUACUUUGAGGAAAUCAGCCAGGAUACUGGGAAGUAUGUUUUUGGGGUUGAUGAUACUCUAAAGGCUUUAGAGAUGGGAGCUGUUGAGACACUUAUUGUGUGGGAAAAUCUGGAUAUGAAUAGGUAUGUCUUGAAAAAUAGUGCUACUGGUGAGGUUGUCAUUAAGCACUUAAACAAGGAACAGGAUGCCGAUCAAAGCAAUUUUCGGGAUCCUGAGAGCAAUGCUGAUUUUGAGGUUCAGGAGAAGUUGUCUCUGCUGGAGUGGUUUGCAAAUGAAUACAAACGCUUCGGUUGCACUCUUGAGUUUGUCACCAAUAAAUCACAAGAAGGCUCACAAUUUUGCAGAGGUUUUGGUGGGAUAGGUGGGAUCUUGCGGUACCAGCUGGAUAUGCGAUCAUUUGAUGAUUUCUCUGAUGAUGGAGGCGUGUACGAUGAUUCUGAAUAGCAAUCAAUGAAAUGCUUCCUACCACUGGUGCAGGAAAGGGGAGCCAAAAUACCUGCACCAGUAUGGGAGUUGGUUGCACCUGCUCCUCCUCCUCCUCCUUGUGUGUCCAUGGUGUUGCAUAGAAUGUUUCAUUGUGAAUCAAGAUACUCUGCCCCCAAGGUGCUCCUUUCUGAUACGAGUUACUUUCUUACUUGUAUUCCUAUCAUUCAGACUCUGGCACCACAAAUUCCUGCAAAGCUUCUGGCAACACCUGCUCUCCUCUCUACUACUAACACCCAGAAAAGCAAGAACAAAAACAUGUACCUCAGAGAAACACUACCCAGAAGCAGUGAUGUAUUUGUUGAACCUGUCUGUGUAUGUAGUUCUCCAAAGUCUUCAUGAAGAAGAUGCUCACAGUCAAAAGGUUAUUCUGCCUCAAGGUUAAUCCAGAUGGUUUUCAAGGGUGCUCCAGCAUAUACCUGGCACUAGUGUCCGAGCCUAUGACUAAAUCUUUCAUGUGUUAGUCUAUCUUUUAAAACUUUGCAAAUUUAGUCGUGUUGAACUGAUGUUCAUUUUGUUUUUCUUAUACUUCACACAUGUUGUGCUUAUAUUGAUAAUAUGACUUCUAUUUACCUUAAUGGUAUGUGAUGUGUUCUUAUGAAAACGUCAGUUUGUUAUUUAAUUGAUAUUAUAAUUUUAUAUCAACUCCCAUGCCAAUGAUAUGGCAUGUCUUUUAUGAA
Messenger RNA from Glycine soja, 2194 nucleotides. Its product is annotated as eukaryotic peptide chain release factor subunit 1-3-like. Lineage: Eukaryota; Viridiplantae; Streptophyta; Magnoliopsida; Fabales; Fabaceae. Gene Ontology annotation, biological process: cytoplasmic translational termination. The record is from RefSeq and is a predicted model, not a curated record. The coding region runs from base 162 to 1475 and encodes 437 amino acids. Gene Ontology annotation, molecular function: sequence-specific mRNA binding; translation release factor activity, codon specific. The transcript is spliced from 6 exons. Gene Ontology annotation, cellular component: cytosol; translation release factor complex.